Molecule: messenger RNA, 914 nt
Organism: Arabidopsis thaliana (thale cress)
Lineage: Eukaryota; Viridiplantae; Streptophyta; Magnoliopsida; Brassicales; Brassicaceae
Exons: 1
Coding region: 395-721 (108 amino acids)
Source: RefSeq, marked reviewed
UAGACUAUUAAAGUGUAUCAAUGGUAAGUUUCUCUCUCUCUUCUCUCUUUAAUAUCUUUUAGAGAAAGCUAAACUUUCCGAUCAAACCUUUGCCUUCUGGUUUGAUUCGAAGGCUCAUGUUCCUCACAUAGUGGGCUCGUGUCUGGCAUCUCUGACUACUUUAGCGGAGUUGGCUAGCUUUCUUCUGACAGCGAUGGCUUCCUUAGCGUCGUCUUGGUCGGCACCACUCCGGAAGCAGUAGCUUACAUAGUAUCGUCUUGACCGGAUUUCGGGUUUGUCUCCGCCGUUGUUAUGUUUUUCUUCCAGUUGUUUAUUUACUUACAAUAAAUUUUAUUAGGGAUGUGUUGAUAAUAUCGAUUGAAGCGAAUUAUCGCUUAAUGAAGUGUAUUAUUCGAUGCUUUUACUUUUGAGUUUGCAAUUACAGGAAUUGAUUCAUAGCUUUUCAAUGAAUUAUGGACUCUUAUUGGCUUUGAUCAAUUUUUGUAAAAUCUGUGCCGCUGUGUUUUUGGAAUUCGGGAAUCAAUUGUCUUUUGGAAGAUCCUUUCUUUGCAAAUUUGAUGAUGAUGUUUGUUGGGAUUCUCUAAUUAAAAACCGAUGGACUUCUGUGUUUAAAGUUCUAGCUGUUUCCGGUGGCUUUGGAGUUUUCCGGUUGUUGCUGAACAGAUCGGCGAUGAACGGUGACGAAGAAUCAUCUAUCCACGUCUUCAACUUUAUUUGUUAGCAUUCCACGUGGCUUUGCAGUCGGGAAUUAUUUAGCUUACUUCCUUAAAGGAUUAUGUUUCUCGAUUGGGCUUUUCUCGUUGGGCCUAUGGUUAUAAGUUUGUUGGUUUUAGUUUCAUAUGUAUCAAGACCUGUAAUAUUGAGUUUUUACAACACAAGUUAUAAAUAAAAUACAAACACUUUAUGAGAAAAAA